GCAUUGCUGCCUGCUGGCCAUGUCCCUUUCCCCCAUCAUGCUGACCAUCCAGCAUGGGGAAACACAAGGGGAACUGGGGAAAUCUCACUUUCCUGACACCUGAAGCUCUCUGUUACCUUGCUGACCCAGACUGAAGUGCCAGACCCACUCCAACACCCCAUGGAGCAGCAUGCCAGGACAUAAAACAGUUUUUGAAUGCUUUGCAUCCUCAGGCAGCACAGCAUUCUGUGGUGGGGUGCUUCAUCCUGGCUUCUCUCCCGGGAUGUGCAGCACAGGCCCCUGCGAUGUGACCUGAGGGUGAUGGCGAAGCAGCCAGCACCUCGGUGGCUCCUGGUGCGAGGACAGACCCCGGUGGUGCCUCCUGCCCCAUACCCAUCUCUGCUGGUACUCAGUGGCAAAGGAUUGCCCCAGGGCGCCACAAACACCCGGCAACGCUUCCCCAGCGGCCGGCCCCACCACCGGCACCAGGACGUCGUAGCUCUGCCAGCGUCCUUCGACGGUUAAUCUGUUCUGUGUUGCAUUUUUUUAUCACUUUUGAAGCGUCCCCCGCCCCUUGGAGCUCCGCGCUGCUCCCCACGGGCCAUGCGGGGUUUCACACACGGGGGCGGGGAUCCCCGCGGGGGAGGGCGGGGGCUCUCCCGAGACCCCCGCGCUGUCCCCGGCGGGACCCGGGCAAGCGCGGCCGCUGGGCGGGCCCCGAGGCGGGGCCGGGGCCGGGUUCGCCCUGCCGGGAGCGACGGGAUGCGGCUGCCGGAGCUGUGCCUGGCGCUCCUCUGCGCUGCCGCCGGGCUCUGCUCCCCGGGGGCGGCCCGGGAGCGGCCGCCGGGCCCGGGAGCAGCCGUGGGGAGGGCAGUGGAGGCGGGACGCGUGGGGACGGGGGCAGUUGGCGGCGUGGACCCCCGCCAGGUGUGGAUGCUGCUGGCCGGGAGCCCCGGGUGGGCGAGCGGCAGCCGGCACCGGGGCAGGACGGGCACGGCACGGCAUGGUUCGGGGGCUGGCACAGCGGCGGUACCGGCUGGCGGCCCGUCCCCAGGAAAAUCACCCCGGGCUGCCUUGCGAGUCGGUGCGCCAAGUGCUGCGCCUGCCCCUUUCACUGCCCACGCCGCGCUGGAAGAGCUGCUGAGGGAGCUGCAGCUCCUGCUGAAAGGCAUGGUGAAGGAACAGGUGAAGACACACAGGAAGGCUGGUGAAGAGUGUGAGGAAGAGGAGGAAAGUGAUGAACGCAACCCACAGGAUCAGUCCCAUCAUCAUGUGGAAGCAGCCUUCCACUGCCGGACACGUGAAAACAUCUCUGUUGAGAAGAGAACACAGCAGGAGCUGCAAUUCUACUACAUCGUGAGUGCCCAGCCUGCUGGCUCCUCCUGCCUGCAGCACCCUGCUGCCCACGGGGGCACCUGCCCUAGCACGGGGUUUCAUUCUCUAAUCCAAGCCUUUCCCCAUGCCCAGCCGGAGGCAGAGCGGAUGUUCCACCGUGGCUCUGGGCUGAACCUGACCAGCGGGCAGUACACAGCCCCCACUGCAGGGUACUACACCUUCACUGCCACGCUGCACAUCGGUGAGCCCUCGGGCACCCCCCACACGACCCUGCUGGGCGGGGGGUCUGGGCCAGCUCUCACCCUUCCAUCUGUCCCAGUGAGCGGAGAACAGCGGAAGAAGGAGCGGUCAUGCAGGGGGAAUCGUCUGCGGGUGCUGAUUUGCGUGCAGUCCCGCUGCCAGCACAACAGGUACAGCAGGGCAAAGCUGGGAUGGGAGAGGAACCACCAGGGAGGGCAGGAGGAAGGAGGCCAAGCACCCUUGGGGGAAGGAGGCACAUGCUCUCCCCAGCACCACCCUCCCUCCCUCUUCUGCAGCAAUUUGGAGACUGUAUCCCAGCUGGAGAGUUGUGGUGACCUUUUCACCAUCUCUGUCACUGGAGUCCUCUACAUGCAGGCUGGGCAGUACGCCUCUGUUUUCGUGGACAAUGCUGCAGGCUUCACCCUCACCAUUCAAAGUGGCUCCGAUUUCAGCGCCAUCCUGCUGGGGGUGUGAAAAGGCACUGGGCACCACGCAGGAAGCUGAGCCUGUGCCAGGAGCAGCUGGACCCUUCCCUCUGCCAGCCACCAGGACACCUCCCCUGCUUGGCACCAAGGCCAAGACGACCUUUUGCUGCCGCAGGAGCUGCAGGCUGGUCUAGUACUGCUGGUGCUGCAGAACCACCUGAAGCUCGACAAAAGAUUGAGGAGGAAAGGAUAAUAAUAACAAUAAUAAUAAAAAGGCAUGCUGACAAGGAACUAAA
This is a messenger RNA of Columba livia (rock pigeon), 2275 nucleotides long. Its product is annotated as erythroferrone. Gene Ontology annotation, molecular function: hormone activity. The transcript has 3 exons. The record is from RefSeq and is a predicted model, not a curated record. NCBI's taxonomy places the organism in Eukaryota, Metazoa, Chordata, Aves, Columbiformes, Columbidae. Bases 583 to 2028 code for a protein of 481 amino acids.